This is a messenger RNA of Sardina pilchardus (European sardine), 3384 nucleotides long. RefSeq names its product caspase activity and apoptosis inhibitor 1. The record is from RefSeq and is a predicted model, not a curated record. NCBI's taxonomy places the organism in Eukaryota, Metazoa, Chordata, Actinopteri, Clupeiformes, Clupeidae. The transcript is spliced from 6 exons. Bases 61 to 1116 code for a protein of 351 amino acids.
UGAAGUGAUACACGGGUCAUCAGUAGAACUUCUUUGCUGUUGUAUUUGCUACUAUUUACAAUGCUAGGUAAAAAGUCUGUCAAGGAGAAAAAAAGAAGACACUCUCAGGGAGAGUCACGAGAAGUGGAUAGAAAACGGAGAAGCACCGAAUCCAGCGUCGAGGAUGCAAAGGAGGAGCCGGAGGCAGCAGAGGCGCCCGUUCAGGAGGAGCCCAGUGACACCGAGGAGGGUGGACUGGACCUCAGCGUGCCUUUCAAGCCCAUCAGUGCCUACGUAUCCGACCGACCGGAGAUGCUGGAGCAAUGUUUCCGCGUGCUAGGCGAGAACAAACUCAAAAAGAUGCUCCCGGAUGAGCUAAAGGAUGUGCCAUUUGAAGAAAUCAAGAAGCUGUGUGGGGAACAACUGGAGCAGCUUUCUCCCAACAACCUGCUGGAAAUCCUGGAGGGACGAGAGGUGUCCGAGCCCGAUGCUGAAAACAAGAGCAGCACUGCUGCGGAUAGCCAGCAAGACAACAACGUCGACUCAACCUCCAGUGCCAAAGAAAACAGCGAAGUGGAGGAACUCAAGCAAAGUGGAGGGUCUGGGGAGGAAAGCGAUGUCCUGAGCAUCAACGCAGAUGCCGACGACAGUGACAUCGAGGGCCCCAAAGAGGAGAAGUCCCCGGAGGAGGCGGAGGAAGAGUCCGCAGCAGCUCCCCCCUCAACCCCACCGGCACAGGAGGAGGAGGAGGAGGAGGAGGAGGAAGAGGAGGUGAAGAAGAAGAUGAUGAAGAUGGAGCAGGCGGAGAAGAAGGAGGACGAGCCUCGCCUGGAGCUCCAGCAGGACAUCGAGCGCAGCGUCAGCGAGAUCCUCGCGCUGUCCGUCCCGGCCGAACCCCCGCCGCUGCCGCUGCCGCCGCCGAGAGCAGCGCAACCCGCACAGCCCCGCCCUCAGCGGCCCGCGCAGCCCGAUUUCCCAGCAGCCUCUGCGGUGGCGGCGGCGGCGACGGCGGCAGCAGCUGCGGUCGCUCAUCCCUCGGCCCAGCAGCUGGAGCUCCUGGAGCUGGAGAUGAGAGCGCGGGCCAUCAAAGCCCUGAUGAAGGCCAACGACACCAAGAAGCAGGCCCUGGCCCCAUGACCUGUCCCUGGGGCCCGCGAGGUGACCCUAUCCUGGGUCACGCGUGCUGCAUUCUGGGAGGGUAUGACCAUAGAUUAGGAACCCUUUGGAAACAUCAUGGCAGCUCUGUCAGCCUAUGACUUUAUGAGGAGUUUCUUCAUAAAUAUGCAAUGCAUUCUGGGGGGGAGUUACAGUAGUCCCAGUCCCUCAUAACAAGCAGAAGGUUAUAGUUAUGUUAGCUUUUACACAUGCGAUGAGUCCUGCAAUUGUUCAAUUCUAGAUUGCCCAUCAGCUUUUAAUUGUAGGACAUCACACAGGUGUGUUAUCUGACAACGAGGAAGGGUGAGUUGUAGACAGGGCUUUACAUGGAGAGGGCCACCACUGAUAAAAUCUGAGCCGUGUGUCUGAAUAUUGACGAUGCAUAUUGUGUGGGCCAGUAUCUACAGAGAAACAGGCGAUCAGUCACGUACAUGGCUAGCCCAAAGGAUAUUUUGAAGUUUGGUUAAGUAGAUCUGAUGGUAAGAAGCCAGAUCAUCAAUAACGAAAGCUAGCCCAGGAACUUGUUAACGUUCAGGCAGCCGUUGAAGAAAUUUCAGUUCUAUGAAGUUCAAUUUCAGUUACUUGUUUUGUUAUUGCUAACAGAGUGUUGGGUGUAUGAUGAAGUUAGCCUGAGGUUGUGUGUAUGCUGUAUUGAAAGGGUGUAUGAAAGUGUCCCUUGCAUUUCUAGUGCCAGUCAGUGAUAAUUUCAAACGCAGACCUUAGAGACCUGGCAGGGUUGUACGCUUGUACAGUAGAGCCUGUGUCUCUGCUCUUAAUUUUUGCUCAUAUAUAUAUAUUUUUUUUCUUUCAUCAAUUUAGCUUGGAUUAAAAGGACAGAUCAUAGAUAGAUCAGGUGUAUUAGAUUUCAGUCGCUAGCUUCAAAGGUCAAAGAGGACAAGGCAAGGUCACAUGUCUCUCAGAGUAGUUACACCAUGUGCAUGGGCUUGGGAAUUAGAGUAGGCCUACAUAUAUUUAGCCAUCACUGGUGGAAACUUAUGAUCUUAAAUGAAUCAAGUUACAUUUUCUCCAUUUGUUUUUUUCUGUUUUCUUCUCAAUAAAAACAAUGUCUGUUAUGCCACUGAUGGUCAUAAGGAGAGAUGAGACCGGUAUGAGACAAUCUGAACAGGAUGUACUUUGGUGGCUUUGAUUUUUUUUAUUUUAUUUUUUAUUUAUUUUAUUUUAUUUUUUUGCUCUGCCAAUGAUUGGAUCUGUUUUAAAGUGAUAUUUAGUUAGCUACCCCAGAGAUUUACUUUGCCUUAACUUUGUUUCCCAUUAACAUAUUGCAAAGAAGAAUUUAUUUGGGACAUUUUUUUUUUUAAUUCUUAUUUUUGUUUUUAAAUCACCCAAAGCUCCUUGGUUCAAUCUCUGUUUUCUUGCCUUUAUUACACUUGUUAAGUGUUAUUGUAAAUAUGUUGUUGAAAAAAACAUAUAUUACAUUGAAGACAAUAUGAAUAUGUUUGAUUAAAAAAUCAUGCCCAGUUCUUAUGGGUUGGAAAAGAGAAUUAUUGUGUGGUUUGUCAAAAAUCAGUACAGACGUGGAGAAAUCACACACAUUGGCUAGUAUUUAAGUGAGUUUAACAAAAGCAAACCAGCAAUGUUUCUGAAAGUCGAGGACAUACUCACCAAUGUUCUCUCUGUGAUUUAUUUGGCCCAUGAUUGGUUGAUUUAACCAAGAAAUCAUAGAAAUAUUGGUUCCUUGGUUAUGCCAAAGUUGUUGCCCAAUGGUCCUUAUGUUGCAUGCAUUUCCCUAGGUGGCCACUAGAGUGUAGUGUCACACUCCUUUAUGGCUCUAUCAUUGAAAAUGGUGCUGUUUUGAAACCCCCUACACAUUUGGUGAGGUGAUUGUGCCACCACCUCCUAAUCAUGAAGUCUGAAGCUGAAUUUCAGAUGUGAUGUAAUCUGAUUGGUUGCUUCUGAAUAGUUUCUUUACAGUCUGUUCAGUGUGUUUAUUUGGGAUCUGCUGUUAUACAGUAACACUUACAUUUGGGGGAAGUAAUCUCAAAUGUUGGUAAAUGACCUGUUGCAGUUGUUGAGUAGUGAAAAAUGAUGUGUACACUCUCUGUAGUUGUGAAAUUCACUUGUGGUUAUAUAGUUGCAAGUUGCUACACUGAAGAGGACAUAAGUUUAAUAAAUAAUUCACCAAUUUGAAUGAUGAGUGAAGUGCAAAGACUGACUGAAUUUAAUAACCACCGUUUUCCCGACUAUUAGCCGCGGCUUAUACAUUGGUGCAGUUAAUAUGGUGUUAAUGUG